This is a messenger RNA of Beta vulgaris subsp. vulgaris (sugar beet), 1473 nucleotides long. RefSeq names its product mevalonate kinase. Gene Ontology annotation, cellular component: cytoplasm. NCBI's taxonomy places the organism in Eukaryota, Viridiplantae, Streptophyta, Magnoliopsida, Caryophyllales, Amaranthaceae. The record is from RefSeq and is a predicted model, not a curated record. The transcript is spliced from 5 exons. Gene Ontology annotation, biological process: isoprenoid biosynthetic process. Bases 287 to 1330 code for a protein of 347 amino acids. Gene Ontology annotation, molecular function: mevalonate kinase activity; ATP binding.
AGAGUUAGUGUUAGUGAAUAGUACAAAGUCAGAGUGGAGCAUCUAUUUAAAAGUAGAGGGACUAGUUGUUUUCUUCAUUAUGAGAUUUAUAAGUUUGUCAAGAACAUAAGCUGAUUUUACUGAUACGGUAAGGUUGAUUUAAGUUUUUUAGAAGGCUUUGAGAAUCGCGCUCCAGGCUCCACCGUGGAACAUUAAGGGAUUUCAUAUUGUUGGUAUACAAGGAUAAUUAUUUGUGAAUGUUGGAUCUAAUGAUCCAGUUCCCAGAGAUUGGUCAAGGUUUAAUUUAAUGUUGGAUAGUGAGAAUGUGCUUAAGCUUGAGCUCAAGGACAUGGAACUAGAGUUUUCCUGGCCAAUAGAGAGACUUAAACAAGUACUGCCAGAUUUUGACAGUCCAUCACCUUCAGCACCUAAAUCUUGUUCAACAGAUUCGCUUAAGUCCAUAGCAUCACUCCUAGAAGAGCAAAAUAUUCCAGAAGCUAAAAUAACAUUGGCUUCUGGAGUGUCUGCCUUUCUCUGGCUAUACACUUGCAUCCAUGGGUACAAACCUGCAAUAGUGACUCUGACAUCUGAACUUCCUCUAGGCGCUGGCUUAGGCUCAUCUGCUGCAUUUUGUGUGUCACUUUCUGGAGCCCUUCUUGCAUUGUCAAAGUGUUGUGAGCUUGACUACAACCAGCAGAGUUGGGUAGCUUUAAAGGAUAGUGAGCUCGACCUUGUAAAUAAAUGGGCUUUUGAAGGCGAAAAGAUAAUUCAUGGAAAGCCAUCUGGGAUCGACAACACAGUAAGCACCUAUGGAAAUAUGAUACAGUUCAGGUCAGGAGAACUCACACGAAUGAAGACGAGUAUGCCACUAAAAAUGCUCAUAACAAAUACCAAGGUUGGGAGAAACACAAAAGCAUUAGUUGCUGGUGUCUCCGAGAGGACACUGCACCAUCCUAAUGCGAUGGCUUCUGUUUUUGAUGCUGUUGAUUCUAUCAGCAAGGAGUUGUCUACUAUCAUACAGACACCAGCUCCUAAUGAGAUUGCGGUGACUGAAAAAGAAGAGAAGUUGGAAGAACUGAUGGAAAUGAACCAGGGCUUGCUUCAGUGUAUGGGAGUGAGCCAUGUUUCAAUAGAGACUGUUCUCCGAACAACUCUUAAAUACAAGUUACGUUCCAAACUGACAGGAGCUGGUGGUGGAGGCUGUGUAUUGACACUGUUACCAACCCUUUUGUCAAACAUUGUGGUUGAUAAAGUAGUUGCUGAGUUAGAAUCCUGCGGCUUCGAAUGCUUCAUAGCUGGAAUUGGUGGCAAUGGCUUGGAGGUAUGCUUCAACGAUUCUACCCAAACUUGAGCGAUGAAUAUCCGUGUACUAUUUUGAGUCUUUAACUUGGUUGUUGAAUUAUGUUGAUUGUACUAGUUUAAGUCAUUCUUUCCGAGUGUACAAUAUGUAUGUACAUUAAUAUCAUUAUUGUAGCCUGCAUGCUUAUUCUUCUA